Molecule: messenger RNA, 2377 nt
Organism: Daktulosphaira vitifoliae (grape phylloxera)
Lineage: Eukaryota; Metazoa; Arthropoda; Insecta; Hemiptera; Phylloxeridae
Product: zinc finger MYM-type protein 5-like
Exons: 1
Coding region: 849-1631 (260 amino acids)
Source: RefSeq, a predicted model, not a curated record
GACAAAAUUUUGCUGGAAAUUUUUUUAGUUGACUAAUAAUUAGCCGACUACAACUAUUUAUUAGUUAUACUUUUUUAUUAGCAUUUAAUUAGUACAUGCUUCUUUCUUAAAGUUUCGACACACAAAAUUCAAUUCAGGUAAAAUUUUUAUUUUCCCUGAUCCUGAAGACUUGUUAGCUGAAAAAACGAAUACAAUUUAAUUUUAUACUUAUUAUGCUUUACUAAUUUAAACAGUGCAGAAAAUAAAAAUAAAUGAAGUAAAUUUUAUUAGCUAAUGAGUAACCUCAUUGAAAAUAUCAUCUUGUAUAACCUAUUGUACGGGCCGCAAUUCAUCUGUCUAUAUUAUACGCUCUAUAGCCUAAAUUUCAAAAUCUUAUACAGUUGAAUCGCGAUAGUCCGACUCUACGGGACCGUGUGGAUGUUGGAUUACCAAAGGUUGGCUCUGUUUAAUUGAAUUUGCAGUGCAUAUGUUUGGAAAUGUAGUUAACGGUGUAUUUUUAUGUAAUAUUUGACUAGAAAUUAUUUAAAAUAAUGAAGUCACACUUAAGUUUUUACAAAAAAAAGAGAAAUUUAUUUAAUACUAAAAUCAUAAUAUUACUAAACACAGCGAGGAACUAACGGCGAAUUAUGAUAUACUAAACCGUUGACUAUUCGGACUAUCGCGAGUCAAUUAUAUAUCAAAAACUAAAAGUAUUGAAUUUUUAGUAUAUUAUCGUUUCAGCAUUUUCAUGAUUUAACUUUUUUUAAUAGAACUGGUAGUUUAAAAAUAUAAUGGCUUCAAAAAAACAUUCUGGAAAAUGAAAAGGAAAGAAAUAAGAAAAAAAACAAAAUGAAAAAUUGGCAACAAAUAUGGCACAUUGGUUAACUCAAAAAGUUAACAAAGAAAAUCAUGAAAAGGAUGUUGCUUGUACAGCACUCGUUGAACCAUUAGGUCAAAAACAAAAAUCUUAUGAUUUGAAACUUGAAACAGUUGAAACACCAUUGGAAACAACGUCAAACAAUGCACUAAAUCUAGAAGAAAAUAUUGAACAACAAAUUAUUCAGAAAGACGAAAAUGUUUUUAUAAAUAAAGAAUGUUUUAAUGACCCUGGAUUUUGGCCACUCUUGACAGACAACAUUCGAACUCAUAUUAUUGAACAGAAACCGUAUCAUCUUGACGUAAAUCAUUACUUUCCAUUAAAUGCAGAUGGGAGACAUUUUGAUGGUAAAUGGUUUUUUAAAUCUCUACCGAAUGGUGAAAAUGUGAGAAGACAGUGGUUAGUGUAUAGUAUUAGUAAAGAUGCUCUGUUCUGUUUUCCAUGUUUGCUUUUUAAAAAUAAAAAUAAACGAAAAUCUCCAUUUUUUGACAACGGGUUUAGUGAUUGGCAACACUUAAAUCCUCGAAUUUCUGAACAUGAAUUAAGUGAUUUUCAUCAAAAAUGUUAUGUAGAUUGGAAGGAGUUUGAAAAACGAUUAAAAGAUGGUAAAACUAUUGAUAAUGAUUUGCAAAAAAUCAUUCAAUAUGAAAAAAAUAAAUGGUGUAAUAUACUUAAAACAAUUUGUAAUGUAAUUUUAUUUUGCGCUAAAAAUAAUUUGCCAUUAAGAGGUUCAUCUGACAAAGGCGAUGAUAAUUGUGGAAUUUUUCUCGGCUAAAUCUAAUUAAUAAGUCAUUAUGAUCCUUUACUAGCCGAACAUGUAAAUAAUGUAAAAGAUAGUUACAGUAAAAAUAAAGUUCUCAGUUAUUUUUCACAUAUUGUUCAAAAUGAACUAAUUACACUUAUGGGCCAACAAGUUAAACAUGAAAUUUUAAAUAGAAUAAACAAAUCUAAAUAUUUUUCAAUUCUCUUCGAUUGUACACCAGACAUUUCUCACCAGGAGCAGUUAACUGAAAUAAUACGAUAUGUAAAAAUUGUUGACGGAGAAGUAACUAUUGAGGAAUCGUUUGUUGACUUUGUCAUAAGCCACGAUAAAACUGGAGCAGGACUAGCUGAUGAAAUAUUGAGUAAAUUGAAAGAAGAUGGUUUAAACAUCCAAGAUUGCAGAGGACAAGGAUUUGAUAAUGGAGCCAACAUGGCUGGAAUUUAUAAUGGAGUUCAGGCCCAUAUUAUUUCAAAAAAUGCUUUGGCUAUAUUUGUUCCAUGUGCUGCUCACAGCUUGAACUUAAUUGGCGUACAUGCGGCACAAACUUCUUCAACUAUUAUUACGUUCUUCGGUGUUAUCCAAAAACUAUUCACAUAUUUUUCUGGGUCAACAUCAAGAUGGGAAAAAAUGAAAAGUGUGCUCAAAAUAACAUUAAAACCUCACUGUGAUACGCGUUGGUCUACUAAAAAGCAAGCCAUAAGCGUACUUAAAAAUAACAUAAAAGGUGUUCAUGAAAUAUUGAAAAAUUUGUCUGAAGA